AUGACCUCUUGGAAUGAACUGAGAGCUAGAUUGAGGAAAAGUGAAACGAUUGACAAAGAUUUACAACAACAAAUCACCAAGGAGAAAGAACGUAUAAGGCAAGUUUUACUAAGAAUAAUUGCCAUUGUCAAAUUUCUUGGUAAACGUAAUUUGGCUUUUAGAGGAUCCAAAGAGCAACUCUAUAAUGAUCAGAAUGGCAAUUUCUUAGCUUGUGUUGAGAUGGUUGCAGAAUUUGACUUGGUGAUGCAAGAUCAUCUUAGACGUAUUCAAAAUAAUGAGAUUCAUUAUCAUUAUCUUAGUCAUAAAAUCCAGAAUGAGUUGGUUUCUCUUUUGGCUUCUGAUAUUACAAAUUCUAUCAUAAAGAUCGUUAAAGAGGCAAAAUAUUUCUCUAUUAUCCUUGAUUGUACCCCAGAUGUGAGUCAUCAAGAGCAAAUGAGUUUGUUGGUUCGAUGUGUUAAUAUGUCCGAUGGCAAAAUAAAAUUAGAGGAGUAUUUUCUGGGUUUCUUGAUGGUGGAUGAUACAUCUGGUUCUGGGCUUUUCAAUGUAUUGAUUGAUUCCAUCAAAUCUUUUGGUCUUAAUAUUGAUGAUAUUAGGGGUCAAGGUUAUGAUAACGGCUCUAACAUGAAAGGAAAACACAAGGGGGUGCAAAGACGGUUGCUUGAUAUUAAUCGAAGAGCUUUGUAUAUGCCAUGUGCUUGCCACAGUCUUAAUCUUAUUCUUUGUGACAUGGCUAAAUCCUGUGCUAAAGCUAUUUCAUUUUUUGGAAUUGUGCAACGGAUAUAUGUAUUGUUUUCUGGUUCUACCAAAAGAUGGAAAGUUUUACUUGAACAUGUUCCAAGUUUAACUGUGAAAUCGUUGUGCAAUACUCGUUGGGAGAGUCGAAUCAAAAGUGUUAAAGCAAUUAGGUAUCAAGCUCCUGAGCUAAGGUCAGCUUUGUUAAACUUAAGGGAAGCUGAUGAUACCGAUCCCAAGGAUAAGAGCGAUGCAAAAAAUUUAUUUGAAGUGCUUGGCAGCUUUGAGUUUAUACUUGGUAUGGUUAUUUGGCAUGACAUUUUAUUUGCUGUUAACACUGUGAGUAAGAAGUUGCAAUCAUCGUCCAUGUGCAUUGAGUCUACCUUACAGCAAAUUGAAGGCAUAAUGAAUUAUUUUCACAGCUAUAGAAAUGAAGGAUUUGCUUCUAGUCUGAUCAUAGCUAAAGGUAUUGCAUCUGAAAUGGGUGUAGAGGCAUCAUUUCCAAUAAAGCGUUGUUCUAUUAGGAAGAGACAGUUUGAUGAAACUGAUUGUGCUGAAGCAAAUUUGCAAGCUGAGAGGGCUUUUGAAGUUGAUUACUUUUUUGUUAUGGUUGAUAUAGCAAUCACUUCAUUGAAAACUAGAUUUGAAGAACUCCAAGAAUUCAAAAGUAUAUUUGGGUUUUUAAUGAGUUCAACAAUCUUGAAGUCAUUGAAUGGUACUGAACUAAAAGACCGUUGCACUAAAUUUGCAGAAACUUUCUCUCUAGCGGGUUCAUCUGAUGUUGAGUUAAAUGAUCUAAUUUCUGAGUUAAGUGUUAUGCAGUUGACUUUAUCAAAUAGACCAAUGUCUGCCAUGGAGAUUUUUGAGUUUGUCAGAGAUGCAGAUUGUUAUCCUAAUAUUUCUGUUGCUUAUCGGAUCUUAUUUACUGUGCCUGUGACUGUGGCAUCUGCUGAAAGAAGCUUUUCAAAGUUGAAAUUAUUGAAGAACCAUUUGAGGUCUACAAUGUCUCAAGAAAGGUUAAACGGUCUGGCAACUUUAUGCAUUGAGAAGAAAUUAUUGGAUGAGAUUGAUAUUGAUACCAUCAUCAAUGACUUCGCAUCUAGGAAUGUCCGAAGAAAUUUUUAA
Messenger RNA from Phragmites australis (common reed), 1857 nucleotides. RefSeq lists its product as uncharacterized. Gene Ontology annotation, molecular function: protein dimerization activity. NCBI's taxonomy places the organism in Eukaryota, Viridiplantae, Streptophyta, Magnoliopsida, Poales, Poaceae. The transcript has a single exon. The record is from RefSeq and is a predicted model, not a curated record. Bases 1 to 1857 code for a protein of 618 amino acids.